Messenger RNA from Pestalotiopsis fici W106-1, 1371 nucleotides. RefSeq lists its product as uncharacterized. Lineage: Eukaryota; Fungi; Ascomycota; Sordariomycetes; Amphisphaeriales; Sporocadaceae. Gene Ontology annotation, biological process: biosynthetic process. The record is from RefSeq and is a predicted model, not a curated record. Gene Ontology annotation, molecular function: L-2-aminoadipate:2-oxoglutarate transaminase activity; pyridoxal phosphate binding. Bases 1 to 1371 code for a protein of 456 amino acids. The transcript has 2 exons.
AUGAUUUCCCAAUUGCCAGUCACCGAAAAAGAGCCCAUCAAUCUUCAGGGCGGAUGGCCAACACCAAGACUGCACCCGGUGGAAGCCAUGAGGGCGGCCACUUUGGAACUUUUUGCCCGCGAUGAUAUCGAUGAGCUUUUGAAAUACGGGCCCGAACACGGCGACCUGUCCCUGCGCUCUAAUCUCGGGGAGUGGCUUUCCUCUUCCUAUGGUGCCCCAGCCGGUCCCAUUGGCGGCGACCGCAUCAUUGUGUCCAACGGCGCAUCCAACGGACUCGCCGUGAUUCUGCAAAAGUUUGCCGACGUCACCGUGACCAGAAACAUCUGGAUGGUGGAGCCGACGUACUUUUUGGCUUGUCCCGUAUUUCGCGACGCCGGAUACGGCGACUGCAUCCGUGGUGUGCCCGAAGGUCCCGACGGCAUUGACUUGGUGUACUUUGAGAAGGCGCUGGAGGAGCUAGAGGCCGGCCAGCAUGAGGCUCUUCCGUCUCGGCUCCCGUCGAAAACGCCCAAAAAUGGAUACCCCAAGAUUUUUCGGCACAUCCUGUACAUGGUCCCUACCUUUUCCAACCCGAGCGGACGCACAAUGUCUUUGGCGCAAAGAGAAAAGUUGGUCCGCGUUGCUCGUAAGCAUGACGUCUUGAUUGUCACUGAUGAUGUGUACGAUCUUCUUCAUUGGACGCCUGGGCAUGAAGCAGUCCCGGGUAAUACUACGCGUCUGUUGCCUCGCAUGGUGGAUGUUGAUCGUUCACUCGAAGGAACCAAUGAGUUUGGCAAUGCCGUGAGCAAUGGCUCCUUUUCCAAGAUUGUCGCACCCGGCGUCCGUGUCGGAUGGCUGGAAUCCACGCCAGCUUUCAUCAAGGCAAUGGGCACCGUAGGAGCGACUGUAUCUGGAGGUUGUCAAGGCCACUUAUCAUCAUUGGUACUCAACCAGAUGCUAAGUAAUGGUGCUAUUACACAGCACCUCGAAAACGUUUUGAUCCCUACCUACUCCCGUCGCUACGACGCCAUGGUGGGCGCCAUUCGAAGGUUAUUAUUUCCAUUUGGUGUAAAAAUCAUGGAAGACCCUCAAGACCCGGCCAAGAUCGGAGCAUCGGAAGGCUUGGCUGGAGGCUUUUUCUUGUACAUCACCUUUCCACAAGACGGCUCAUUGCCACCUACCGAGGAAAUAGCUAGCUUUGCACUCGAGGAGUACAGUCUCAGAAUUGCGCCCGGUAAAUUGUUCACAGUAACGGACAAGGCCUCGAAUAGAGAAGCUCGCUCGAAUGAAUACAUUUCUGGCGCGCGAUUGUGUUGGGCGUGGCAUGAAGAGGACGUUUUGGUGGAAGGAAUUCAGCGACUAGCUAGAGUUCUUAAUCAUUUACAUAGGUGA